This is a messenger RNA of Taeniopygia guttata (zebra finch), 3297 nucleotides long. The record is from RefSeq and is a predicted model, not a curated record. Lineage: Eukaryota; Metazoa; Chordata; Aves; Passeriformes; Estrildidae.
AUGCGGCCCGUCACCUCGCUCCCAAUAUACGUACAGACGAGUCCAAGGCCGCCGGCGCCUCCAAGGGGACCGCUGGCGCUCGACCGGGAAGCUGCGCCACCGCAGGCCGCCCUCUACGUCGACGUAGCCGGAGGCGGCUGGAAACAGCGACCCCUUGGCGAACUUCCGGCGCCGGCCGGGACAACAGGUCUACCCGGCAGUUCGGACAGCAGGUCUACCCGGCAGUUCGGACAGCAGGUCUACCCGGCAGUUCGGACAACAGGUCUACCCGGCAGUUCGGACAGCAGGUCUACCCCGGAGUCCGGACACCAGGUCUACCCCGGAACACGGGUCUACCCCGAGAUUCGGACAACGGGUCUACCCCGCGGUUCGGACAGCAGGUCUACCCCGUAUUUCGGACAGCAGGUCUACCCCGAGAUUCGGACAACAGGUCUACCCGCCAGCAGGGACAACAGGUCUACCCCGGAGUUCGGAACCCAGGUCUACCCCGCAGUCCGGACACCAGGUCUACCCCGUAGUUCGGACACCAGGUCUACCCCGCGGUUCGGACAAGAGGUCUACCCCGGAGUUCGGACAGCAGAUUCGGACAACAGGUCUACCCGCCAGCUAGGACAAGAGGUCUACCCCAGAGUUCGGACAUCAGGUCUACCCCGGAGUUCGGACACCAGGUCUACCCCGAGAUUCGGACAAGAGGUCUACCCCGGAGUUCGGACAACAGGUCUACCCCGGAGGCCGGACAGCAGGUCUACCCCGCAGUCCGGACAGCAGGUCUACCCCGAGAUUCGGACAAGAGGUCUACCCGCCAGCAGGGACAACAGGUCUACCCCGGAGUCCGGACAGCAGGUCUACCCCGGAGGCCGGACAAGAGGUCUACCCCGCAGUCCGGACAACGGGUCUACCACGGAUCCCGGACCAAAGGUCUACCCCGGCGCCCGGACCAAAAGGUCUAAGCUGGCGCACGGGCAACGGGUCCACCCCGGCGCCCGGAGAAGAGGUCUACCCCGGCGCCCGGAGAAAAAGCCCGGCGCCCGGACAAGAGGUCUACCCCGGCGGUCGGACAACAGGUCUACCCCCGAGAUUCGGACAAGAGCUCUACCCCGGAGUUCGGACAAAAGGUCUACCCCGGCGCCCGGACAGCAGGUCUACCCCGCAGUCCGGACAGCAGGUCUACCCCGAGAUUCGGACAAGAGGUCUACCCGCCAGCAGGGACAACAGGUCUACCCCGGAGUCCGGACAGCAGGUCUACCCCGCAGUCCGGACAACGGGUCUACCACGGAUCCCGGACCAAAGGUCUACCCCGGCGCCCGGACCAAAAGGUCUAAGCUGGCGCACGGACAACAGGUCCAGCCCGGCGACCGGAGAAAAAGGUCUGCCCCGGCGCCCGGGCAAAUGGUCUUCCCCGGCGCCCGGAGAAGAGGUCUACCCCGGCGCCCGGAGGAAAAGGUCUACCCCCGCGCCCGGAGAAGAGCACUAGCCCGGGUGCCGGACGACAGGUCUACCCCGGGUCAACCUCGGGGCCGGGAACACAGGUCUGCCCCCGGCGCCCGGAACACGAGGUCUGCCCCCGGGGCCACGGGGCCACAGCAUCUCAGCGGGGCCAGCGUGCAAGGGAAGCGCGUCGGCGGCGGCCCCCGAUGCGACUCGGGCGGUCGCUUCUGGGCCGUUCCUGGGCGGCUUCUUUCACGGUCCGCAGAGCCCUUCGGCCCUCGGCAGGGGUCCGGGGGGGGGCCGCGGGGGGCUCGGCGUCGAGGUGCCCGGCGCCAGCACGGAGGCGCCGGCCCACGGCCCUCGCUCACAGAGAGAAAGAGAGAGAGGUACAGAGAGAGAGGGAGAGAGACAGGGACACGCACGCCCGCUCCACACACUCACAAUCCGACGCCACCCCCUCAGAGCACCCCCCCGCCCCCAACCCCGUCCCGCCGCUCCUGCACGCACUCUGGCGUGGCCUCUCUCCCCGUCCCUGCCCCCUGCCCCUGCCCUGUCUGUGGCAGCCGCCCGCCCAUCGACGGUUGGGGGCGCCCCGCCCUGCCCCGUCAGACUCCCCGGCGCCGCCCGCAGCCUUUACCCUCAAGUCCCCCGCCCGCUCUCUGCUCGGCCGCUUGGCACGUCUGCAGCGGCGGCAGGGCCGGGAGCCGGCCCACAUCGAGGCAGGCGGGGCCUUCGGCCGGCAGGGCCAGAGCCCGCGGCAGAGGCGGCAGCCCCUUUUCCGAGAAGCCUUCUCCUCGGCUCUCGCCCGGCCUUCCUGCUUUGACGGCCUUCCUUCCUUGGCGCUCCGGCCCGGCCCGGCCCCGUCCCAGCCCGGGGCAGGACGGCCGAAGGAAGCGAGGGACGCAGAAAGGGAGGCAGGAGCCGGGCUGCCGUGGCUUUGGGCACAAAGGAGGAGGCGGGAGCGCCGCCGGCUCCUACCGGCCGGCUCCUUCCCUCUCUAGCCCGGCACCCGGCGGCCAGAGGGUCGGUCGUGCGCGGGACAACAGGUCUACCCGGGCUCCAGAGGAACAGGUCUGCCCCGCCGGCCGGGCAGCCGGAGGCCGGGGCCGGAGGAGGACGACAGGGCCUAGCCCGGCGCAGGCACACGCGUUAAAGCCGGGGGCCGGAGGAGACGUCCGGCACCGGGACGACAGGUCUAGCCCGGGGCUUGGGUGUAACAGGUCUACCCCGGGCGGCGGCAGGACGCCGGGUCUGUACCCCGGGUGCAGGACGCCGGGUCUAGCCCGCGGCUUGGCUGCAACAGUCGUGCCGGCCUCCUCCGGCGCUCGGCCCCGCCAGGAGCACGUCCGGCGACCGGGACAGCAGGUUUGCCGCCUAGCCGAGCGGCCGGAGGACCAAGUCCGGCCCAGGUGCGCGGCUCCCUGCGAGGGCUUGGUGGAGGCAAACCAAGUCCGCUUCGGGGACCCGGUCUACCCUGCAGCUGGCCGGGAAAAAAGGGCGGGCAGGCAGGAGGGCGAGGGAUCGCGCGCGGCCGCCGCGCGCGAUCCCUCGCCCUCCUGCCUGCCCGCCGCCGCCGGGGGCGCCACGCGCGGCCGGCCCCGCCGCACGGGGGCCCGUCGCACUUUGGCAACUGGUCUACCCCCACGCCCGAAGAAGACGGCGGCCGACGGGCUUCCCCGCGCGCCCACCCGCCGGGUGCCCCACGAUCAUGCGGUACGCGACGGGGGAGAGGCGGCGCCGCAUCCGUCCGCCCCUCCGCUCCCAACCACGAGCGGCGCUCCGCACCGGGCCCGCCCCGGGGCGGGGCGGGCGGCCGGCUAUCGCGAGCCCACCGAGGCGCCGGCGGCGCUGCGGUAUCGCUACGUCUAG